Clonostachys rhizophaga is the source of this 1656-nucleotide messenger RNA. The record is from the annotation of a GenBank genome assembly. Lineage: Eukaryota; Fungi; Ascomycota; Sordariomycetes; Hypocreales; Bionectriaceae.
AUGACACACUCCUCCGAGGCUGAGCCCCCGCGGCUCCCUUCUCAAGAUGAGAAGGAGAAAGUCACCAACCAGCAGGUUGAGGACGCAAAAGUAUCGACAGAUAAUGACCUCGGGGUGACCCAAGACGGCUCGGAAAUAAUCACUGCCAAGACAUGGAUUGUCAUUUUUUUCUUGUCAGCGACCUUCGGGCUCAGCUUUUGGCCAGUACCAACUACGGCAGCGAUGCAGGUCAAGAUAGCUACUCGGUUUGGAGAUCCGUUGUCAUACGUUUGGUAUGUUCCGGCUUAUACAACAGCAAACUCGAUCGCCUUCAUCCUCGCCGGCACAAACAGCGAUCUUUUCGGUCGUAGAAUAGUCCUCCUUUUGGGUAACUCCAUAUGCAGCGUGGGAUUCAUCAUCAUUGCCACUGCCCAUUCGUCAACACAGUUCACUGCCGGCCUCGGAAUUACAGGGUUUGGCGCGGGCUUCUGUCAGAUGGCCAUGUGUUCGAUACCCGAACUGAUGCCAAACAAGUACCGACAUAUUGGGAUCACUAUUUCAGAUGGUUUUGUCUAUUUGAUUGUCGUGAUUGGUCCAAUUGUGGGGAGAUACGCCAUCGACGAGGGCAACCGAGAUUGGCAAUUCAUAUAUUGGGCCGGCUUCAUCCUUCAGUUUGCGACACUUGGUAGUAUCUAUUGGCUAUACCAGCCCCCGAAGCACCCAAGAGGCGUCCCGUGGGAAGAAGCCAUCCGUGGGCUGGACUAUGUAGGAUCGCUGCUCAUUGUGCCAGGGAUCUGUCUCACACUCGUUGGCAUCAUCAACACUACUUACAAGUCAAGCCGAGAUGUUACCGUGCUUGCUCCCUUGUGCACAGCUCUGUUUAUAUUGGCUUUCCUCGUUACCAUGUUUUACUAUGGCAUCAACAUAAUCCGGCCUACAAUGGUAAAUGCAUUCUACAUUAAUGAAAACACCUCGCGGAGUGAGGAGCUGCUUCUCACGCUCCCUAAUAACCUUGGUCUUGUGUUCGGAGCUGUUCUGCUUACCUGCUUCGGAAACCUAAUCGGACACUGGAAAUGGACUCUUUGUAUUUCCUGGACUGGCCUGUCAAUUUUUGGCGGAUUGCUCGCGCUCGUCACGCCGUACAAUAAGGGCACCAUGAUUGCUUUUGCAUUCCUGGAGCAAAUGUUCUUCGGUUGGGCACAGUAUGAAAGUAUUGCAUUCACCCAACUGGGAGUGAAGCAAGUUGACCUGGGCAUCUCGGGAGGCCUGGGCGGAGUUGCGAGAUACGCAGGAGGAUCUCUUGCACAGGCGAUAUACACGACAAUUUUGACCAAUACGCAGAAUACCAAAGCAAUGCAGACGGUCCCGGCAGCGGCAGAGGCUCUGGGCCUGGGACAAGCCGAGGCACAGCGGCUGUUCCAAGCCAUCUCGACCGGCGCCUCGAGUGCCAUCAAGGAUAUUCCCGGAAUUACCGACGAAAUUGUGACGGCGGCCAGUACGGCCUACAAGUGGGCUGUGGCCCACGGACUCAAGAUCACCUCGCUCGCUUCCUUGGCGUUUGCUGGUCUGGGUCUGAUUUGCUGCCUGCCGUGUGAGAACAUUGAUGCCAAGAUGAACGACAAGACGGAGGUUUUCCUGGAGAACGAUGUCAACAGAGAAAAGAAUGUGUACCGUUAA